AUGUCUUCUUUACUGUAUACCUUUCGUGUCAGAAAGCUCUCUACAUUCAAGAGUGAUGGAACUUGGCACCACUAUCCGCAACGAACCGAUCUUAGUGUACACUUCUUCAAGUUGAGAAUGGACUCUGUCAUCACCGUGUCUGCCAUGUGGAAAGGCACUACCCUAGAGAGAGUGGUCCUAGAGCCUACCGUCAAUGUGGUUUCCGUUAUUGCAAAAUACCCUUCGAUAGGCUACAAACAGAGUGAUCCAUAUGGUAAGUUGUUAAAGCGGUUCCAGAUUAGCUUCAACGACCAAGAUGAAUACGAGAAAUGCUACAAAUGCAUGCAGGAAUCGUUGAAGCUACAAUUAGUACCUGGAGAACUGGAGAAGAAGUCAGAUGAAGGCACUUGGUACGACUCGAUGUCGCAGAUGCUCUCACAGGCAUCACAAUCAAUCGAGGCAUCACAAAUUGUACCCGAUACUCAAGUUCCUGAGCCGUUCGAACAAUUUGCUUCCCAAGCACAGGCGAUAUCAGUUCAGCCGCCACUUUCACAGCUACCUGAAGCUAAAACUAUAGUUCCUUCAUUCAUACCAUCGUAUAUGCCAAUUUACUACCCACCACCACCGCAACAGAAUAUCGAUCUUGCAGGAUUCUUCCACAAAUCAAGUGACCAGCUUCCGAAGGCCUCUACAAUCCCAGAACUGGAUUUAAGAUCAAUGAUCAUUAAAAACUUACAAGACGAAGACUUCCGUGAAUUGGUCUUUAAAAUCGACAAGUUGAUCGGUACCGAUAAUCUAUAAAUUGCCUAUAUCUAUUUCUAAACUGCUAUCCAAAUUGACUAUUCUCUACUUUAACCCAUUUUUUAACAGUU
Molecule: messenger RNA, 851 nt
Organism: Suhomyces tanzawaensis NRRL Y-17324
Lineage: Eukaryota; Fungi; Ascomycota; Pichiomycetes; Serinales; Debaryomycetaceae
Exons: 2
Coding region: 1-780 (259 amino acids)
Biological process (GO): reciprocal meiotic recombination
Source: RefSeq, a predicted model, not a curated record